AUGUCUACAUUUCGGGUCUUCUCUGACGGCAGCGUGCGAGAUCUGAACGGGGAGCCUGAGGCCCGGUGGCAUGGAGACGUUGCCGCCGCUGAUGGAGGGCCCGGAUCCGAACGCGUCGGAAUGCGGCGGCCAGGACAAAUUCCUGAUAUAUCACAUGCUUUGUCCUUAAGAGAGUUACAUCUCACUGGAAAUCAAAUUACAGGACAAAUUCCUGAUCUAUCACAUGCUUUGUCCUUAAGAGCGUUAUACCUCUCCGGAAAUCAAAUUACAGGACAAAUUCCUCAUCUAUCACAUGCUUUGUCCUUGAGAGAGUUAUAUCUCUCUGACAAUCAAAUUACAGGACAAAUUCCUGAUCUAUCACAUACUUUGAACUUAAGAGUGAUAGAUCUUUCUGAAAAUCAAUUACAUGGGGGCUUACCAGAAACUAUAGGGAAGCUAUCAAAGCUUAAUAAGUUGUCCGAUACCGAUAUUCAUAAAUUGCAGGGUUAUGGAUUUUGGUCUAUACUUGAUAUUUCUGAUGUAAUACCUAAUUGGUUUUGGAAUUUCUCCCGCAGGGUUAUGGAUUUUGGUGGGAAUGAGUUUGCGGGUAAAAUUCCAUCAUGGAUUGGAGGAUCUUUGACAGAUUUGCGUAUUAUGGAUCAUUUGGAAGUCCUUGAUCUUUCUAGGAAUAAACUUUCUGGUGAAAUUCCAAUUGGCCUUGCUCGUUUGAAUUAUCUCGCUGUUCUUGACUUGUCGAGCAACUUUUUAUCUGGCAAAAUCCCGAUCGGCACUCAACUGCAAAGUUUCAAUGCUUCUUCCUAUACCGGAAAUAUUAGAUUGUGUGGGGACCCACUUCCCAAAUGCUCCGCGAAUAUUCCUCCACAAAACAAAGACAAUGACUUUCAAGAAUAUGAUAGUUUUCUAAAUCGAGAGUUUUACAUAUCCAUCGUGCUAGGGUUCUCUUUUUGCUUUUGGGGAAUUGUAGUCACUUUGGUGCUCAAAGACUCUUGGAGAAUUGCAUACUAUGAGUUCUUGAAUGAUAUCAAAGAUUGGCUCUAUGUGAGAAUGAAGAUCUAUUUGGUCAAGAUGCAAAGAAAGCUACGCAUAUGA
Molecule: messenger RNA, 1089 nt
Organism: Ipomoea triloba (trilobed morning glory)
Lineage: Eukaryota; Viridiplantae; Streptophyta; Magnoliopsida; Solanales; Convolvulaceae
Product: receptor-like protein EIX2
Exons: 5
Coding region: 1-1089 (362 amino acids)
Molecular function (GO): protein binding
Source: RefSeq, a predicted model, not a curated record